Orycteropus afer afer is the source of this 993-nucleotide messenger RNA. RefSeq names its product hydroxysteroid dehydrogenase like 1 (gene HSDL1). The record is from RefSeq and is a predicted model, not a curated record. Lineage: Eukaryota; Metazoa; Chordata; Mammalia; Tubulidentata; Orycteropodidae. The coding region runs from base 1 to 993 and encodes 330 amino acids. The transcript is spliced from 4 exons.
AUGGCCGCCGUGGACAGCUUCUACCUGUUGUAUAGGGAGAUCGCCCGGUCUUGCAACUGCUAUAUGGAAGCCUUAGCUUUGGUCGGAGCCUGGUAUACGGCCAGAAAGAGCAUCACCGUCGUCUGUGACUUCUACAGCCUCGUCAGGCUGCAUUUCAUCCCUCGCCUGGUGAGCAGAGCGGACCUGAUCAAGCAGUACGGGAGAUGGGCUGUCGUCAGUGGUGCCACUGAUGGGAUUGGAAAAGCCUAUGCCGAAGAGCUCGCGAGCCACGGUCUCAAUAUUGUCCUGAUCAGUCGGAACAGAGAGAAGUUGCAAGUUGUUGCUAAAGACAUAGCUGACACCUACAGAGUGGAAACCGAUGUUAUAGUUGCAGACUUCAGCAGUGGCCGUGAGAUCUACGUCCUGAUUCGAGAAGCCCUGAAAGACAAAGAGGUUGGCAUCUUGGUGAACAACGUGGCUGCGUUCUACCCCUACCCCCAGUAUUUCACUCAGGUCUCCGAGGACACGCUUUGGGACAUCAUUAAUGUCAACAUGGCCGCGGCCAGUGUGAUGGUCCACAUCGUGUUACCAGGAAUGGUGGAGAGAAAGAAAGGUGCAAUUGUCACCAUCUCUUCCGGCUCCUGCUGCAAGCCCACUCCCCAGCUGGCUGCCUUUUCUGCUUCUAAGGCUUAUUUAGAUCACUUCAGCAGAGCAUUACAAUACGAAUAUGCUUCCAAAGGCAUCUUUGUACAGAGUCUGAUCCCGUUCUACGUCGCUACCAACAUGACUGCUCCCAGGAGCUUUCUGCACAAAUGCCCAUGGCUGGUGCCUUCACCCAAAGUAUACGCACAUCAUGCCGUUUCUACCCUCGGGAUUUCCAAAAGGACCACAGGCUACUGGUCCCAUUCCAUUCAGUUUCUUUUUGCACAGUACAUGCCCGAGUGGCUCUGGGUGUGGGGAGCAAACAUUCUCAACCGCUCUUUACGAAAGGAGGCCUUAUCCUGCCAAGCAUGA